GAUGAUGCCUUCCAUGGGCCUCCCCAGCCUGUCCUGGAUGCUGCUCUCCUGCCUGAUGCUCCUGUCUCAAGUCCAAGGGGAAGAUUCCCAGAAGAAACUGCCCUCUGCACGGAUCAGCUGUCCCAAAGGCUCCAUGGCCUAUGCGUCCUACUGCUAUGCCUUGUUUAUAACACCUAAAACCUGGAUGGAUGCAGACGGCUCUGAGCCCAAUGCCAGUGGAUGGGAGUGGAGUAGCACUGAUGUGCUCAAUUACGUUGCCUGGGAGAGAAAUCCAGCCACCGUCUCAAACCCAGGCUACUGUGGGAGCCUGUCCAGAAGCUCAGGGUAUCUGAGGUGGAGAGAUUAUAACUGUUAUGUGAACUUACCCUAUGUCUGCAAGUUCAAGGACUAA
This is a messenger RNA of Balaenoptera acutorostrata (minke whale), 391 nucleotides long. Its product is annotated as lithostathine. The record is from RefSeq and is a predicted model, not a curated record. NCBI's taxonomy places the organism in Eukaryota, Metazoa, Chordata, Mammalia, Artiodactyla, Balaenopteridae. The coding region runs from base 2 to 391 and encodes 129 amino acids. The transcript is spliced from 4 exons.